This is a messenger RNA of Protobothrops mucrosquamatus (brown spotted pit viper), 2432 nucleotides long. It is a transcript of the gene CEP112, whose product is annotated as centrosomal protein 112. The coding region runs from base 24 to 2432 and encodes 802 amino acids. NCBI's taxonomy places the organism in Eukaryota, Metazoa, Chordata, Lepidosauria, Squamata, Viperidae. The transcript has 22 exons. The record is from RefSeq and is a predicted model, not a curated record.
UUCAGUAUGUUCUGUUUAUUGCUAUGUAUUACAGGGAACAAUAUACCUGUAAUGGAAAACUAGCCUUAAGAUCACAUUCUACGAGUCCUCCUCGUUUGUCAGAAGAUGAGAACUUUCCAUCAAAGACAAGGGGAGAUUGUUAUAGAAGAAAAACUUCUUUUGAUGACAGUGACUUUGAAGCUCGUCUCAACAGUUGGAAUCUUGGGCUUGAAAAUCCUAGAUAUUUACGUGAGAAACCUAUGUCCCUCUCAUUGAUGUCACCCAAGUUAGGUAUGGGGAAAAACAGCACUUCUCGAGAUGAACAAGCAUUAUUCCGAAUACAUGAAAAGGAGCUGGAGAUGAAAUCAAAAUUGAUGGAAGCUAGACUUCAUGAAGAAAAACUUAAAUUACAGCAGAAGCACGAUGCAGAUGUUCAAAAGAUUCUGGAUAGAAAAAACAAUGAAAUUGAGGUACUGAAGAGCUUGUAUAGAACAAAACAGAAUGAAGCUGAAGAGACUAUUCAGAAGCUUGAAAAAAAAGUUCAGACACUUGUUCGUGAGUCACAAGUCAUCAGAGAAGCUCAAGAGAAACAAAUUCUGGAGUUAAAAAAGUUAUGUGAGCACAGUACAGAUUCCCUGAACAAUGAAUGGGAGAAAAAGCUCCAUAAUGCGGUAGCUGAGAUGGAAAAAGACAAGUUUAAUCUUCAGAAAAAACACACAGAAAAUAUCCAAGAAUUGCUGGAGGAUACAAAUGUACGUUUAAGUAAAAUGGAAGCAGAAUAUUUGGCAGAGACCAAAACAACUAACCAGAUGGUCAAAGAGCUGGAGGCCCGAGUCCAUCAGUUGACAAUGGAAGCUGAAACAAGUCAUUUGCAGCAUCAGAAAUUAUCUCAAGAAAAAAAUAAUCUGGAACAGACUUACCAGGUUGCAUCUUUAGAACUUGAAGAAAUUAAGGCAAGGCAUAAUUCACUUCAGAAGGAAAGAGGGCGCAUGAUGGAAGAACAUAAACAGAACAUUAAACAAUUACAAAGCAAGCAUGAAGUGGAUCUAAAUUUGAUGAAGAAGGAACAUGGUUUUUCUGCAAUGAAGACAUCUGAUGUGAUAGAGGACUUAAAGCUGUGUGUGUCUCAAUUAAAACAACAGUUAGUAGAAUCAGACCAUCAAAGGCAACAACAACUGCAGGAACAAGAGCAAAUGUUUCUACAAGAAACAACUGAUUUAGAGAGAAUUCAUGAAAAAAAGAUUUAUGAAAUUCAAAGUGAUUUUGAUAAAGAGAGAAUAGAAUCACACAAGAAGAUACGGAAGCUGGAAGAUCUUCUGAGGGAGAGGGAGGAGCACCUGACUCAGGUGAUGGAGGCACAGAGACUACAAGCCCAGCAGGCUGAUGCUGCCUUGGAGGAGUUUAAGCGGCAGGUGGAGCUGAACUCAGAAAAAGUGUACGCAGAAAUGAAAGAACAGAUGGAAAAGGUAGAAGCAGAUCUUGGCAAAUCAAAAUCUUUCCGUGAGAAGCAGUCAAAAGAGUUCUCCUGGCAGUUGGAGGAGCUGAAGCAAAAAUAUGAACAACAGAUAGUAGAGCUGAAGCUGGAGCACGAACAGGAAAAGACGCACCUAUUCCAAGAACAUAACACAGAAAAGGAUUGCCUGGUCCGAGACCAUGAACGGGAAAUUGGGAAACUAGAAAAACAGCUUCGGGCUGCCAUGACAGACUACGACAAUAAAACCCAGGAAUAUAGGAAACGAGAUGCUCAGAUCAUCUGUGACAUGGAAGCCCAGAUCCAUACUCUGAGGGAAGAGCUGAUUCAGGUGAAUACUCAAAGAAAACAGCAAUUGGUAGAACUUAGUCUUCUUCGGGAAGAAGAAAAACAAAGAGCUUCUAGAGAUCAUGAGACUGCCAUGAACAAACAGAAAAAUGAGUCAGAAAAAAUGAUUCUGGACCUGAGGAAGACUAAUGCUGCAGAAAAGGAAAUGACGCUGGAAAAGGCCAACAGCAAGUUGAAGCAGAUUGAAAAGGAAUACAGUCAGAAGCUCGCCAAAUCUUCACAGAUCAUAACUGAACUUAAGACAACCAUUUCCUCUCUGACAGAGGAAAGCAACCAGCGGCAACUUGCUGGAGAAAGGCGUCUGCAAGAUGUUUUACAAAAGUUUGAAGAUGAGAAGCAGCAGCUGAUUAGAGAUAAUGACACAGCAAUCAAGGGUUUACAAGAUGAGAUUGAAAGUUACUGCAAUCAGGUUCAUUCUGCAGAAGAAAAGCUGCAACAGAAAGAUCUGGAGACACAGGAACAGGUGACUUCUAUACGGCAAGAAUAUGAAACCAAACUGAAAGGUCUAAUGCCAGCAUCUUUGCGACAAGAACUUGAAGACACAAUUCUCUCACUAAAAUCUCAGGUAAACUUUUUACGAAAAAGAGCAUCGAUUCUACAAGAGGAACUGAGUACAUAUCGCACCAGAAGGUAA